Molecule: messenger RNA, 6842 nt
Organism: Spodoptera frugiperda (fall armyworm)
Lineage: Eukaryota; Metazoa; Arthropoda; Insecta; Lepidoptera; Noctuidae
Exons: 1
Coding region: 258-6227 (1989 amino acids)
Molecular function (GO): ATP binding; RNA-DNA hybrid ribonuclease activity; nucleic acid binding
Source: RefSeq, a predicted model, not a curated record
UAAAGAACACCUUUGCAGUCACUGCGGAGAACCGCAUAUGUGGGAAAAAUGUCCAAGCCGACUCUCAAAUAAACCGCCAUCAUGCAGGAAUUGCUUGAGGAUACAGGGUGUUAGCACUGACACCGCACACAAUGCCUUUAGCGACGUCUGUCGAGAAAGACAAAAAUGGGACGCUAUAGCACGAUCUCGCAUAGCGUAUUGCUAAGGUUGACCAGGCGCAAAGAAGUGGGACUCCCUCAGGUUUGAGCAGCAGCAGAAUGCACAUCAUCCAGGCAAAUCUGCAUCGCUCUAAGCUAGCAACCAUUGAAUUAAUACAAGCGGCGGCAAGGAAGGGUAUAUCAUUGGCUCUUGUCCAAGAACCUUAUGUAGGAAAUACCGGUGAAAUGAAACAAUACCCUGGCGCAAGAAUAAUUCAAUGCACCAUUAAUCGACAGAAGCCUGUAAAAGCGGCUGUAAUAGUCUUUUCGGAUCGGCUGAGGGUUAUACACGAUCCUCAGCUGGUAACGGAAACCGAAGCAGCCGUACUGGUGACUUCAGGUAGCUUGCAGCUUGGAGUGAUAUCUGUUUACCUUGAGGGAGAUCAGGAUAUAAAUCUCAAUCUAGUACGCUUAAAGGAAUCCAUACCAAAAUUAAGAACAAAAAACCUCAUCGUAGCUGGAGACGUGAAUGCCUGGAGCCCUUGGUGGGGUAGCAGCUAUGAAAACCAAAGAGGAGCAGACUAUAACUCGUUCCUCAACGAGAUGGACCUCCACAUACUUAAUACAGGAGAUACACCAACAUUUGAAGCACUCAGACGGGACCGAUUUUACACAAGUAUAGUGGAUGUUACAACCUGCAGUACAUCUUUGCUGGCUAGAGUUGAAAAUUGGACAGUCGACAGAGGCCUUACAACUUCCGAUCACAACGCCAUUACCUUUGACUUGCAGUUGCAAAAGGAACUGGAAAUUAUAAAACCGGUAACAACGCGUAUCUAUUACACCAAAAAGGCCAACUGGAAUCAAUUUAAAUCUCAAUUAAGAACUUCUCUGUCAGAGAAAAAGAUAACUCCACAAAAAAUCAUGAGUGUCCAAUCAUCUGGGGAACUAGAAACCAUGGUCACAGCUUACAUCAACGCCAUCACAGAAGCAUGUGAAAAAGCUAUUCCCAAAAUAAGGGCGAAGAAAGGGAAAUGUAAGCCCCCAUGGUGGACAGAUUCCCUGGAGGAUCUAAAGACUGAUGUGCUUCGAAAAAAAAGGAGGAUAAGGAACGCAGCUCCCUCUCGCAAACAGUUCGUCAUUGACGAAUAUAUACAGGCAAAGGAAGCAUACACGUCAAAGGCAGAUGAGGAACAAACAAGGAGUUGGAAGGAGUUUUGCACAACGCAAAAGAUGAAAAGUAUGUGGGACGGAGUGUACAGAAUCAUCAGGAAAACAACAAAACAUCAAGAGGAUGCUCUCUUAAGGAACGCUGAAGGAGCAACUCUCAGUCCGGCUAAAUCAGCGGAACUGCUGGCGAAAACUUUUUACCCUGAUGAUUCUGAAAAUACCGAUGAUUCCCACCAUGCUGCCCUUCGAAAACUAGCGGAUGGGAGGAACCUUGACGAAAUAACGGAGCUUUCGGAGAAUGAUCCUCUCUUUUCUCAGGCUGAGGUGGAUUUAGUGCUUAAUGCACUAAACUGUAAAAAAGCCCCAGGAACUGACGGCCUGACGGCUGACAUUUGCACAGCGGCUAUCCAGUGUGAAAGGGAGCUGUUCCUAGCCAUAGCCAACACAUGCUUGGAACGAGCACACUUCCCAACACAAUGGAAAUCUGCGCACGUCAUAAUACUCCGGAAGCCAGGCAAGGAAGACUACACCCAUCCAAAGUCAUACAGACCAAUAGGACUCCUAUCCGUAUUUGGCAAAAUAGUGGAGAAAUUGAUGAUAGGGAGAAUUCAGUGGCACAUCUUUCCAACUCUGCAUAAAAACCAGUAUGGAUUCCUUCCUCAACGAGGAACAGAAGAUGCUCUCUAUGAUCUGGUGGAACGAGUUAAAACCGAGAUCGAUUCCAAAAACAUCGUUAUAUUGGUAUCGCUAGACAUAGAGGGUGCCUUUGAUAACGCCUGGUGGCCUUCUUUAAAACAACAAUUAAUAGCCAGGAAGUGUCCUAGGAACCUGUACGCCCUGGUAAACUCCUACCUCAGUGAACGUAAGAUCAAGGUUAAUUAUGCCGGAGCUAGUAGCGAAAAGGGGACGAACAAAGGUUGCGUCCAAGGGUCGGUAGGGGGACCAACCUUCUGGAAUCUUAUCCUUGAUUCGUUGCUUCACAGACUCACCAGUGAGGGGGUUUAUUGCCAGGCGUUCGCAGACGACGUGGUUCUCUUGUUCUCAAGCCAUAAGGUAAGCGUCUUGGAGCAGUCUGUAAACAGUACCUUGGAAAUAGUAACGACCUGGGGGGCUAGUAACAAGCUUAAAUUCGGGGCAAGCAAAACCAACGCGAUGCUGCUGACAAGAAAGCUCGCUUUUAGCCCUCCAGACCUUUACAUGUCGGGCACCAGGCUAAACUUAGUGGACCAGAUAAAGCUCUUGGGCCUUACCAUAGAUAGAAAACUAACUUUUAAACCCCAUAUAUCCGAAACGUGUAAAAAAGCUGCAGAUAUUUACAAACAGCUAGCACGCGCGGCAAAAGUGACAUGGGGACUAAAUGGCGAGAUAACGAGAACAAUCUACGUCGCGGUCAUUGAGCCGAUUGUGCUUUACGCUGCGAAUGUAUGGGCCCCAGUAACCGAGCUGGAGUUGAUUAAAAAACAACUAAAUGCUCUCCAGAGGGGAUUCGCACAAAAGAUCUGUAGAGCUUAUCGCACAGUGUCGCUCACGUCAGCAACGGUAUUGUCAGGUACAAUCCCACUCGACUUAAGAGUUCAGGAGAGUGCUAGUUUGUAUCGAACAAAAAGAGGUUUCUCUCAUGACUACCUACCACCCGGGAAGGAGCUCGAGAGGGAUGUCCCUUACCUGGACCAGCCACAUCCCUCAAAACUAAUCUCAAUAAAUUAUGAGCUCCUGGAGAAUGAUGGCUCGGAAUCCUCUCUCAUCGGUGAAAUUGCCGGCCCUCAUAUUUACACAGAUGGCAGCAAAAUUGAUGGGGGAGUCGGGUCCGCCUUGACUUGGUGGGAGGGGGGGCGCGAGUCAGCGUUUUCCAAAUUUAGUCUAGACUCUUCCUGCACAGUCUUUCAAUCCGAACUGUAUGCGCUGAAUAGAGCCACCAAAAUGGCAGAAGACAAUAGAGAGAGUAGAGUAAAUAUUAUGAGUGACUCUAGAUCCUCACUCGAUGUCUUAAAAAAUCCCAGGGUGACCCAUCAGUUGGCCAAAGGCAUAAAACAGUGUAUUGAAAACAUCAGGGAGCAGGGGAGAGAGGUUCGAUUUUACUGGUUAAGAGCCCAUGUUGGAACGGCUGGAAACGAGAGAGCAGACGAACUAGCCAAAGCCGCUGCUAAAACAAAAGAUAACACCACGGCAGACUACUGUAAAGUACCCAUGUCCUAUGUCAAAAAGAAAAUAAGAGAUGAGACCAUCCGAAAGUGGCAGGACAGGUAUACCACCUCCACUACUGGGCAGGUCACGAAGUCGUUUCUCCCGAAUGUCAAUGAGGCAUAUCGUUUAGUGAGAUCGACAAAAUUGACACCUGCCCAAGUACAAGCGUUGACUGGACAUGGAGGGAUCGCUGAGUACCUGCAUCGGUUCAAAUUGAAAGAAAGUGCAGGUUGCGAAUGCGAUUCAACUAUCAGUGAGUCUGUAUGGCACAUUAUUCUCGACUGUCCUCGUUUUCUGGCCGCCAGAACCAACCUAGAACAUCAGAUCGAUGCAAACUUGGAUGCCUCUAAACUGAGCUCUAUCCUAACUGACGACACUAAAAGACCGCACUUCCUGGAAUACAUAGAUAUCAUCUUUCGCAGGGCGGCUGAAAGAAACAGCACGCUAAAAAACAGAAACCCAGCAACAACCAACCUGGACAGUCAAACAAGUUCGACCACGGCAGUAUCCGGGAUUUCCCGUGCAACGAUAACCGAUCUGCCUACAAUUGGUGAACGGCAAAUUCUCCUUCAUGGGGAACACGGUGCCAAGGGUAUACGGAUUCGGGGGGUUGCCUUGUUUAUGAGUACCGGUAGCGAAAGACUGGGGAUCGCCUUCUGCAAUACCGCACAUCAGAAAUGGCUAACAAUCUCGCCAGGCCUUGCCUCCCUUCUGAAUGGCAGCACUUUUAAAACAAGCAUGAGGCGCAGAGUUUUCGAAGCACUGCCAGAAAUAAAACUGGUGGGUCAAAGCUGUCGACUGUUGCGAACGCGCAACAAAACAAUAGCAAUGUUUUCCGGCGUUGACGCGAUGACCUGCUUCGAACAGGCAUGUAAGGUGUUGUCCGGUAUAGGCAAGUGGGGUCAAGUAGAGGGCGUACAGUCAAGGGUUAUCAGCGUGGAUGCUGCAGUGGUGGCUUCCGAGAAGGGAAAGAUAGCGGAUCUCAUGGGCUGUGUUCAGGCUUCCGAAUAUCAUGAAGUCAUCGUUUAUGAGGCUAGGGGUGAAGACCUUAGCUUCCUCAGAAAACCAGUCCAGGAUCCGCCAAGCGUUGGUUCCCUAAGUGGUUCGGAGCGUUUGCAGCAAAGGCAUUUGGAACAGAGUGCUCUGCAACAACAGCAACGAAACGCUGAAAGACAACAUAAGGAACGAGCCUCGCGAAGUAACCUGUGGGCAAUAACAUCAGCCAUAUGUACGGCUGCGGGCAUUAUUUCAUCACCUUUCAGAAGGGGAGCGUCCGGAUCCGCUCACGGGGGAAGUCACGUUGCUCAAGCACAUUCUACUCAAUCCAGGUCACCACCAACAAGAGCUGCAAUGGGUCAUGUCUGUCCACCGAAGCUUCGCCAUGCUGCCACACCUAGGGACCAUAUCAUAAACGCUUUCCUCGAGUUUAUCGCAGUAAUAGAAGCAACAAAGCAAGUAAAUCAACGCACUUGCAAAACGAUCCUGCAGGCUUACCUGCAGGGUAACGAGCUCUUACUGAACGAUAGACUCGAGGCAGCGGAAGCAGUCAUAUACGACAACAGUACGUCGAAAGUAUUGAGAGGAGCUUCGAUAAGUCGUAGUAUGGCAGCUUACAACGCUACCGCAGGAUUUGUGUCUCUAGACGAGAAGGAGUCGGAUCAACGCGGAGUUGUGAAAUUUAGGACUCCUCCCGAAGACUCCUUAGUGGUGGUUGCUAGGUGCACCAGGAUAAUGCUGGACGAUGGGAUUCUGAAAAUGGCAAAAUCCAUUUCUGAAUCUGGACCGGAAGGCGUUCUCUUUGGGGGUUGGGACACCCCGACGUUUCACUGGACAAAUGGUGUACCAGGAUGCGGCAAAACUACCUGGAUAAUCGACCAAUUCGAAGCGGAAAGCGAUUUAAUCGUCACCACAACAACUGAAGCGGCAAAUGACUUAAGAGACAAACUAUCCUGCCGAAUCGGGGGGAUGGUCAAAUCAAAGGUCCGAACAAUGGCAUCCAUUUUGGUGAAUGGAUUCAAAGAGCAAGAGAGCUGCCAUCGAAUGAUGGUAGAUGAGGCUCUCAUGAAUCACUUUGGGGCCAUUGUGAUGGCAGCUAGAAUAACUCAGGCUAAAGAAGUCCUGCUGAUUGGUGACGUGAAUCAACUUCCCUUCAUUGACCGCGACAACCUCUUCCCCCUCAUUUACACCCGCCCUACGCACAUCGUGGCUAUAAGCCAGGAACUUCUCUGCACUCACAGAAACCCAAUGGACGUAGCAUAUGCUCUUGGUGCUGUGUACUGUGGUAUUUACUCGGCUAGGUCGAAUGUGAGAUCCCUUGACUUAAAAAGUUUCUCAGGAACGCAGAUCCCAAAAUCUUCACCGAACACGUUAUACCUAGUACAUACCCAGGCAGAAAAGGAAUCCCUAAAAAACCAGGGAUACGGUUCAGGUGCGGGAUCACGCGUACUCACGGUACACGAGGCCCAGGGGCUAUCGUGCGCGGCAGUGGUAGUUGUGAACACAGCGCAGAGGAAACAGCGGAUACACGACAGCGUACCGCAUGCCGUCGUAGCUAUAUCUCGUCACACUGACAGCUGUGUUUACUACACGGAUGUCAGUGACGACGCGAUCAGCAAAUUCAUCAGACGAGCGGCGGGUGAGAGUGAACAGGGGAUCCUGGACUACAAUCUUAAAAUGGCAAUCAGGAAUAGGGACGCGACGGUUGUCGGCGCUCUUUUGGGCGGGGAGGGCUCGCUCUAGGCUUGAGCUGUGUUGCUGGGACGAUGACAUUAUCGUGUUUAUUAAAACUGCCUCAAUGUUAUGUUAUUGCAGACACUAAGAGUGUAAUAACAUAAUAUCAAGGUAAACAUUAACUUAACUACUUUGUGUGUGUUUGUGUUGCAAAUCAACGUAAUUAUUAUAAAAUUAUUAAUUAUAUUUAUAUUGAUAUUGAGUAAAAUCUCUAACAAUAAUUAUUGUAGAUGUAACUCUACUUAUAAGACUGACAAAUUGCACUGGCACUGCUGGAAUCGGCUUACUGCCGCGUGAGCGGAGACGUCAUGCAUUCCUAAAUGCUCUACAGUCGGUGGCGCUGUGGGCUGGGUCGCUCCGUUCCCUACAUAAUGGUCGAUCGGACCGAUUGCUGGCCCACAAGUCAUGCUCGUGAACGGGUGCCUUCUGCUGGAGCAGGUCGGCUCGCUCACCGUGCUGGUGGGUUGAUCCUGCAGGUCCAGUGUAAUGCAAGUAAUGUUAUAAGAUCUUAUGUAUUGUAUAAUGAAUAGUGUUGUUGUAGCAUGUAAUAUUAUUGUCAUAAGUUUUAGUAUUAGUAUAAUUAUAGAAAAUUGAAUAACAAGGGCACGGACUCGAGUCCGUGGA